Molecule: messenger RNA, 2442 nt
Organism: Necator americanus (New World hookworm)
Lineage: Eukaryota; Metazoa; Nematoda; Chromadorea; Rhabditida; Ancylostomatidae
Exons: 19
Coding region: 1-2442 (813 amino acids)
Biological process (GO): proteolysis; peptide catabolic process
Cellular component (GO): cytoplasm
Molecular function (GO): metalloaminopeptidase activity; peptide binding; zinc ion binding
Source: RefSeq, a predicted model, not a curated record
AUGUCGGACAGUGUGAAGAAGCCGAAAUCAUCAUUGUUGAUGUAUUUGCUGAUUGUUGUCAGCGUAUUGGUGCUGUUAUGUGCCGCUACGAUACUGUAUCUGGUCGCUGGUAGCCGAACACUAGACGUGCAGCCAACGAAUGCUACCAGUUCACCAUUGUUCCUUGCCCCUGAAGCGACUCCAACUUCAAAUCUCAAAAAUUCCAUCACUUCCUCAAGCGUCAAAGUAAGCACAACCAAAUCACUUCCACGUAGCAAAAUCGCUGCCACCACAACGCCAGCGACGCUAUCUGCAGGAAUGUCACCUACAGCGAAGAAGACUACCACUGAUGCUCCUGCGACAACUGUCACUUCGACUUCUAGUUCGACGACAGCCACCGCAUUUACCACUACAUCGCUUUUUGAGUUCACGACAAUCGCUUCCACAACGACAGAAGAAGCGGAAGUAAAUAGUGACGAACCGCCUAUCACUGAAAAAACAAUUCAGGAGGUUACUAGUCAGCCACAAACAGACCCAAACGCUGAGUUGGUUGACAAAUGCUCUCUAGUCGUCGCACAAAGUGUCACCUGUCCGAAAACGAGGGAUGAUGUGAUCACACUGCCGCUAUCCGCGUUCUCCCCGUUACACUACUCUCUCAACCUGUCCAUACAGUCAGUAGUGCCAACAACAUUCGAGGGUGAUGUACAGAUAUUUGCCAAAGCUAAUGUCGGCGGGAAGCAGGUUUCACUUAACGUGAACAAUCAACUUCGCCAUAUUGACGAUAUUCAUGUGGUGAAUUGUGACAGUGGAGAAACAUUGUGUGUGGCAAAGACUGUGUUCGACCAACAUGAGCAGCUCCUCUCGUUGAUUUUGUUCGACACUGUAGAAGCGGGCACCAAUCUUCGCAUAGAUGUUUUGAAGUUCACUUCAGUGGACAAUAGAGAUAUCACCUAUUCCCAGAUUGCUCCUCGUUGGAAUAGAAACGCUCCGACCAUGGUGGGUUCACUGCUGACAUACGGUUCAGCUAAGAAGAUCUUUCCUGUGAUGGAGGUUCCGGCCCAAAAGACAUCUUUUGAUUUGUGCAUACGGUUUACUCCGACCGGACACGUUCGAUCAAACGCAGCCACAAAAACUGUGGUGGACGGACAAACAUGUUUCGAGAAGACUUUCCCACUCUCCACUCAUCAAAUAGCUUUCUCGGCUUUUGAAAAGGCAGAGACGUUGAUUUAUAACCGCACAGCUCUGGAUGGCGUCUAUAUCCCAGCCGUUGAGAUUGUCUUCUCGCUGAACAGGAAUUUUAAACGUGAAAAACAUGAGUGGAUUUACAACGAGGCCACAAAGGUGAUUUCGCUAAUGACGCAGUGGACGAGUUUUCCAUAUCCCCUCGGUGCACUAAAAAUCUUCUCGGCUCCAAUUCGAGCAUCAUCUCAUUCUGCUUUAGGACUAAUCACUUUACAGGAUCGUCUCAUCGAACAUCCCUCGUAUACCUUAGCACAUGUCUCUGUGAUCCAGUCAGUGAUCCAGCAAUGGCUUUCUGGGAUCGUCUCCAUGUCAAGCAUUGAUGAGUCUUGUUUUGUGGAAUCGCUAACCACGUAUUUGGAAUGGAAAGUGAAUGAGCAGCUAGAAAUCGUGAACAAAACGCGUGCCGCCGAGAUAGAGACGAUCCGACCGAAGGAUUUAACUGCUGAAGGCCGUGAUGAUACAAGAGUGCUGCGAUCUUUGGAGACGAUGCAAUCUUGUCCGGAACGAUUUGUAUCUAUUUUCUACACUCUCGACGAGACGUUUGGCCAAGAUACCGUGAUCAAUAUGUUGAGGCUUAUAUUCCUUAAAUUCGCCUACUCGUCGACGAGUAUCUCGGAUUGGCAGCAAGCAGUUGUGGAAGCCACCGGAAAUCAUUACGCAGGACAAAUGCUUUCCGAGUGGUUCUCACGAAAGACUCGUCCAAUUCUACAUCUACAUGUGAUGGCACAAGCUCUGCAAUUUGAGCAAAUGACCGAUGAGCUGUGGACAGUACCUGUGGAAGUGGCAGGAUCGUCGGGCGUACAACUAGUAGCAGUGACCGAUAAGUCUGUGGUGAUACCGUACUCCUCACACGAUUACGUCAUCGCUGAUCCUCGACGGAAAUCCACUGCUAUGAUUGUUCAUGAUGUGGACUCCUAUGUCCGAAUGAUCCGGUGCUGGGAUGACUCACGUUGUCCCGCUUCCCAAUCAGGUCUACGAGGAAUAGUGAGGGACCUGGCUGCAGUUCUCCUCACAAACAAGCUACCAGCACCACAAAUUUCGGACAUACCGAAGUGGAAGGCGGUUUUCAAAUUCGCACAAAUCCACCGCAUCUUUGACGGCAACGCUGCAUGCUGUGCUGAAUACGCAAUUUCACGGACAGCAGACAUCGCUUGCACGUGGGUGAUACGAGACACAUGUCAAAAGAUCUCCUUGAUCAACGCUGUGGCGGCCGGUGCUUAA